AUGAAAAAUGCGAUUAAAAACCUGGCCAUUUAUUUACCUUGCGUCCUGAGCCUCCUUCUAUACGUACAUUAUGCCUACAAGAUUGACAACAUAACCAUUAAAAGAGGGCAAUUUAGUGACACCUUGGAAAGGACAGUACACAAAAUUAAUAAACGCGUCCAGAAGGACAGUGUCACACACUAUGACGUAUGCCAGUAUAAAAAAAUCCCUAAAAUUUUAACCGAAAGAAAUAAGUUCAAAGAUUCACAAAAAGUGAAAUACAUCGUAGGAAUUGAAAAUACAUGUGAUGAUACUUGCAUCUGCAUCCUUGACUCGAACUUGAAAAUUGUUAAAAAUGUUAUUAUAUCUCAUUUUAAGGUGGUUCACGAAUAUGAGGGCGUGUAUCCCUUUUUUAUCAGCUCCAUCAACCAGUUUUUUUUGAAACCCUACAUGGAGAAGACUCUCGAGGGAAUUGAUGAGAGGCUAAUCUGCUGUUUCGCCUUCAGUGCUUGCCCGGGAAUAGCUAAAAGUAUGGAAGCAGCAAAAAACUACAUAGGAGAGAAGAAGAAGCAAAACGGAAGCAUACAAGUAAGUCCGAUCAAUCAUGUUUUUGCUCAUGUCCUUUCCCCUCUCUUUUUCCACGUCUACGACGAUAAAAAUACAUACACGAAUAGUGGCCAGUACAAGGAAGGAAAAAGAGACCAAGUGGAAAAGGAACUUUGUAUCGACAUGCACAUCUCGGAGGAGGUCAGAAAGGAUAAGACACAAAUGGAAAAGGUGAAAGACAUUCUGCAUAUUCUUAAUAGCAAUGAUGUGACGAAGCAGAAGAUGGAAUUUUUGAGCGAAGAUAAAUUUCUAAACUGCGGCAAUUAUGUUCUCAGGGGAGAGAUGAACAAAGAGGCACCCCAAAGUGUGGAAAGUCAGGCACAACAAAACGUAGCCUACACGCGAAAGACCACCUCCUCUUCGCACAAAACGCAGUAUAGUGAGGACGCACCACAGAGAAGCUACUUGACAGAUGGAUAUAUAUGCGCAUUACUUUCCGGAGGAAGUACACAAAUUUACAAAGUUCAAAAGAACAAAAAAAACGACAUUAAUUUAUGCAAGCUAUCCCAAACGGUCGAUAUUUCCAUUGGAGACAUAAUUGACAAAGUUGCCAGGCUACUGGGGCUGCCGGUUGGAUUAGGGGGAGGUCCCUUCCUUGAAAGGAAGGCAGAAGAGUUCAUUAAAAGAAUGAAGGAGGAGCAUCUAAGUGGGGAGGCUUGCGCGGAUCCAUUUCAGCCCUUUCCCGUUCCCUUCUCGGCAAAUAACCGAAUUGAUUUUUCCUUCUCAGGCAUAUACAACCAUGUGCGCAAAAUCAUCGAGGAAUUAAAAAAAGGAGAAUCCUUCGAGCGCGAAAAAGACAGGUAUGCCUACUUCCUACAGAAGAAUAUUUUCAAUCACCUCUUGACGCAGAUUAACAAAAUUAUGUACUUUUCAGAGUUGCAUUUCAAUGUAAAAGAAUUAUUCAUAGUGGGGGGAGUUGGAUGCAACAAUUUCCUGAUCACUGAGUUGAAAAACAUGGCUAUGAAGAGAAGUCAAUUGCCAUUUCAGUUAAAUGAGUUUAAAAAAUUAAAAAAAAGGUUAAGUAAGAAGAUAAAAAAAAUAAGUGAAAAAAAUAUUUUACGUUCGAAAGUGUCCAAGGAAGUUCUCAAAGGGGAAAUUGAGUUCAGUGCAUCCCUCAAUUGGGAUGUUUACUUAAAGUUUCUUCUAAAGAGGAAAACGGAACAGGAUAUUUUGUCAGCUUUAGAAUGUUUUAAUUUUGAGGACUUUUCCAAACUGAAAGAGGAAGGUCAUUUUCUGCUGGAGGGUCAUUCCCCUUUCUCCAAAAGUGAAAUGCCCUGGAGUGUGCACAAGACACCGCUCAACCUCAGCAGAGACAAUGCGGCCAUGAUUUGUUUUAGUGCCUUUUUGAAUUUGCACAACAAAAGCCAUAUCUAUGAAGAUGUAUCUCAGAUUGAAAUUAAACCAACGGUGAAGACACAGGUUGAAAAUAAUUUCCUCCUCUUUUCCGACAUUAUAAUUUUUGAUGUGUUUCUGCAUCAGUUUGGCGCACAAGGGGGGUGA
This is a messenger RNA of Plasmodium knowlesi strain H, 2085 nucleotides long. Its product is annotated as tRNA N6-adenosine threonylcarbamoyltransferase, putative. The coding region runs from base 1 to 2085 and encodes 694 amino acids. The transcript is spliced from 5 exons. The record is from RefSeq and is a predicted model, not a curated record. Lineage: Eukaryota; Apicomplexa; Aconoidasida; Haemosporida; Plasmodiidae. Gene Ontology annotation, cellular component: mitochondrion.